AUGGUGGAAUCCAAAACGGCCGGGGCUCCAUUGAACCCGAAACCGUUCCUAACAAGUCUCGCCGGCAAAGCCGUGGUCGUUAAACUCAAAUGGGGAAUGGAAUACAAAGGAACCCUCAAAUCGUUCGAUAGUUACAUGAACCUGCAACUUCAGGACCCCGAGGAGUGGGAGAACGGGGUGUUAAAGGGUAAACUGGGAAACGACAUUCUAAUCAGGUGCAACAACAUGUUAUAUGUGAGGGAGAAUACUGGGUAA
This is a messenger RNA of Theileria orientalis strain Shintoku, 255 nucleotides long. Its product is annotated as small nuclear ribonucleoprotein f. Gene Ontology annotation, biological process: mRNA splicing, via spliceosome; spliceosomal snRNP assembly. The coding region runs from base 1 to 255 and encodes 84 amino acids. Gene Ontology annotation, molecular function: RNA binding. The record is from RefSeq and is a predicted model, not a curated record. The transcript is spliced from 4 exons. NCBI's taxonomy places the organism in Eukaryota, Apicomplexa, Aconoidasida, Piroplasmida, Theileriidae. Gene Ontology annotation, cellular component: U1 snRNP; catalytic step 2 spliceosome.